AUGGAGCAGUUGCUAGAUAUGGCAGAACAUCCAAUAAAGAAGAAGAGAAAAUAUUCCCGAUAUGGUUGUCUAGAGUGCAAAAGGAGAAAAGUCAAAUGUGAUGAAUCAAAACCAAUCUGCUGGCAGUGUUCACAUUUGGGAAAGACGUGUGAGUAUGGGAAGAAUGAGAAGAGAAUAGAAUUUCGAGAAGUGAAAAUACCCAAAGACAGGGAAAGCUGUGCUAAAAGUGAUACUGAGAAACCAUCCGUAAAUAUUGAGUCCGAACGUGAAUCUGAUGCACCUGCACUCGAGGGAGAACCCGACUUGAAUUCUAUUUUGAUGGAUGCUACUUUACUAGCAAAUGACAUGCUAACUAGUGUGAUUGAUCCAUUGCUAAGUGAAGAGGUUAAAAGUCUUAACAGCCUCAUAGAUUUCACCGUUGAUUCGCCUCACUAUGAUAAAUGGUCAGGGAUAUCUACAGCACUUCACAUGGUAGGAGAAGGGGAACUGUCAUAUUUGAAAUUGUUUUACGAGAAAGCUUCAUAUUGGCUGAUACCCCUUGCAGAUUCCCCGGAGGAAAACAUUUGUAAUGACAUCCUAUUUCAUCAAAUUAUAACGACGAACACAUCCGAGAAUUGCUCAACUUCAUACUUACAAAGUGCGAUGGCCUCAUUAGGUGCCAAGUAUCAAUUCAACAUAACAAAGGAAGAAGCACACAAUAUUGUGAGAAAGAAUUUCCUCAGGAAAGCGUUUAAGCAAUUGAACCAGGCAUUCGAGACCUUCCCCCGUGAUUCGUUGAUUGCCCUCAAAAUCGAAAGCUUAAUACUUUGCGUCCUGUUAUUAACUCUCGAUACUUCAAGUUUCAAGAGCAAUGAAUGGAAAAUGCAUCUCGGUGGUGCUAAAGAUUUAUUUCUAAAGUACCAGCGAAUGGGAUUUCAGGAUAGUGAUGAUGAGAUGAGAGUGAAGUCAUUAGCCUUAGCGAGAUCAUGGUUUUCAGCAAUAGAAGCAGUGGCAUUUGUCACACAAACGGGAACUUUAGCAAGCGAUGAUGAAAUUGAAGAAAUAUACUGUCUAGGGGCAUACGGAAGGUAUUCCUCGGUUUUGAAAGACAUGGGACUUCUUACUGAAAAUGGUUAUAACCUAUUUCUGGGCUAUUCAACGGAAGCCCUAUCUCUCUUGAAAGAGACAAUGAAAUGUGUGAGGAAGAUACCCUUUGUUGAUGAAUAUAAUGACAAAUUUUUGCUUAUAUCAACCUUAGUGCAAGCUUCGAGAGAUUAUCACUACAUUCCUCAUGAAUUUGGCCUUGUCAACAUAGAAGACGAUACAAUUUUCCAAGAUCAGCCGCGGAGCUCUUAUGUUGUGCACCAAGGCAAUACCUACUCCAUCUAUGACUCUAUUCAGCAAGCACACGUGGAUGCAGUCUUUUUGGUAUUUUUACUGAGAGGAUUUCAAGUCUCCGUGAACAGCCCUUUUAUUCAGAACAGUUCUAGUAGAAUAUGGAAAGUUUUGUCCUGGAUGUAUCAAGACAAAAUAGAUCCUCAUCUGGUCAAGAAAAUCAUGGAAAAAGUGGAGGCUGGCGAAAUCAGUACAUUCGGCGAUCUCAAGUUGAAUGGAAUUGAUUUAUGCUCACAAUGCCUUAUUCCUCCAAUGAAAACAAACUUCAGGGCAAUGAUGUUUCAAACUGCAACAAUAUUGUGUGGCUUGACAUUGCGGCAUGAUGAUGUUGACCAGUUGCAAAUCACCCGAUGCAAGAUAAUUGCAUACUUUCAACAUUUGGUUGAAUUCCUUGGUGCGGAGAGUGGCAAGGCCUCUCUAGAACUAUUAUUCAAGAGAUGGCGCAAAAUGGGCACAGAGAUCGAAUUGAAGAUUGAUCCAGUUAUGGAUGCAUCGCAUGCGUUACCAUUUUCAUAA
Messenger RNA from Lachancea fermentati, 1890 nucleotides. NCBI's taxonomy places the organism in Eukaryota, Fungi, Ascomycota, Saccharomycetes, Saccharomycetales, Saccharomycetaceae. The record is from the annotation of a GenBank genome assembly.